CACUUGUUUUCUGAUAAAGAGGAAGGAAAAACCAMCAGCCCUUGUCCUGGACGCUCAGUGACAGAGUGAGCAAAGGCAGGGAAGUGUUCCUGAUUUACCCCAGCUUGGGGAGAGCAGGUCAGUCUGUCUGGAGAGGGAGCAGCCAUGGCCCCGGGAAGGAUGAGAAUGCUGCUGCAAGCAGCCGUGCUCCUGAGUUCCCUUCUCCACUGCAGCGCAUUUCCAGACCUGAGCGGCCUCAGUGAGAUCAAAGGUGUCUGGAAGGGGUCUGCCACUCUGCCUUGURCCUAUGUGCCCGUGGAGGGCCUCGUGCAGCAAACCCUCAGCUGGGCUGUGGAACAUGACAAGGGUGAAGGCACCAUCUUUCGGAGGGAUGACCAGGGUGACCACGUUCUCCUGUCUGAGUACAGGGACAGAGUCAGCGUCCCAAAGGAUGCCCCAGGAAAUGUGUCCCUCCRCAUCCUGAAUCUGGAGAUCUCUGACAGAGGAAUUUACACUUGCCAUGUCACCUGGAGAGACAGCAACUACAGCCUGAUAGCCAAGGAGAUCACCACCAACUUGGAUGUUGUUAAAGUGGCAGCCACCAAGCCCAUCAUCAGAGGCGGAGAGCGGGGGCUGACGCUGCCGGCCGGAGCCAGCACCAGCCUGAGCUGCGAGGCCAGCGGGUCCCCUCCCAUCAGCUACCGCUGGUUCCGGGGCUCCCCGGCGGGGAAAGCCGCGCUCCUGAGCAGCGGGGCUGAGCUGGCGUGGCACAGCCUGCGCCUCUCCGACAGCGGCACGUACUUCUGCGAGGCACACAACAGGAUUGGCAACGGAGCCGUGCAGCGCAGCGAUGCUGUGCAGCUGACGGUGACAG
Malurus melanocephalus (red-backed fairy wren) is the source of this 853-nucleotide messenger RNA. RefSeq names its product V-set and immunoglobulin domain-containing protein 4-like. The transcript has 3 exons. Gene Ontology annotation, biological process: negative regulation of T cell proliferation; negative regulation of complement activation, alternative pathway; negative regulation of interleukin-2 production. The record is from RefSeq and is a predicted model, not a curated record. NCBI's taxonomy places the organism in Eukaryota, Metazoa, Chordata, Aves, Passeriformes, Maluridae. Gene Ontology annotation, molecular function: complement component C3b binding. The annotation marks the transcript as partial.